Molecule: messenger RNA, 2440 nt
Organism: Diospyros lotus (date-plum)
Lineage: Eukaryota; Viridiplantae; Streptophyta; Magnoliopsida; Ericales; Ebenaceae
Product: maltose excess protein 1-like, chloroplastic
Exons: 9
Coding region: 655-1962 (435 amino acids)
Cellular component (GO): chloroplast envelope
Molecular function (GO): maltose transmembrane transporter activity
Source: RefSeq, a predicted model, not a curated record
AUCCUCUCCCAAUCCCACACCUAAAGCAUGGUGGCAAGCUGGUGAAGCACAAACCUCGAUGUUGUUAAAAGCUUCCGUUAUGGAAACGGUAUUGAUAUCGAUGAGAUGAAUCACAUCCUCUCUCUCUCUCUCUCCAGAUGAAUGAAUCAUCUUGCUUGCGAUGCGAAAAUUCAAAAUAGUUUUUCUCCAUGGCCGCCACUCAGAAGAGUAGAAUCUCACAGUAGUUUCGGGGAAGUAAAAUCCAUUCACGAGAUCCAUAAGAUAAGGAUUAAAAUCUCAAAUCCCGAUACAGCCAAACUGGCGGUAAGCGGUGGCCGAGAGGGAAGGGGCUAAACCUGCAAAUAUCAAGGGAAGUGGGCGCCGACACGUGUUCUUCCGAACUUCACUCCUCGGCCACCGCCCAAUCUACGCUUCCCUUCUCGUGGAGCUUCGAUUAAGCUUCCCCGGAGGAGCCUGCAGCUGCAACAAAUUCACUUGGUGUUUUGAUAGUUGUAAUCGCCUCCUCUCACUCGUUCGCGAGUAGCAUACAGUUCGCAGCUGUCCGGCGAAGGUAAUAUCAGCCGCCGUCGCAGAGAAUCGUAUUGUCGUUGCAUUUGAGCUCUCUUUCCUUCUUUGCUUUUCGUCUCGGAAGGAGAGAGAGAGAGAGAGAGUCGAAUGGCCGGUUCGCUGCUGCCCAUGGCGAGGGCACCGCUGCGUGCUAACGAAUCCCAUCAUCAUCAUCAUCAUCUUUCUCAGGCGGUGCGUUUGGAUGACUCUAAGAAACCCUAUCUGAUGCUGCGAAUGCGAUGCAACAGCCACCGUCAUCAUAUCGAUAAUAGGAAUAUUAAUAGUAGCAGUAAUCUCAUCGGCGAUCUCAACUUAUCAUUCAUUGGCCGCUCCUCGCUUCAUCACCGACGUCUCGAACCAAUUACUGCAGUUGGCUCGGAGUCGGAGGGCGUUGUUCCCCAUCCAGUUCACCAGGACCUCCAGGGAUCUAGCGGAUCCGAGGAGGCUAAGAGUGGCAAGAUCUUGGAGCAAUGGAAUAUGUUGACGGCGAAGUUCGCUGGAGCUUCGAACGUUCCAUUUUUGCUGCUGCAACUGCCCCAAAUUGUACUCAAUGCUCGUAAUCUUUUGGCUGGGAAUAAGACAGCGCUCUUCGCGGUUCCAUGGCUGGGGAUGUUUACUGGAUUGGUGGGGAACCUCUCUUUGCUAUCCUAUUUUGCAAAGAAAAGGGAGUCCGAGGUGGUGGUGGUGCAGACACUGGGAGUUGUAUCCAUAUAUGUGGUGAUUGUCCAGCUGGCCAUUGCUGGAGCCAUGCCUCUACCUCAUUUCACAGUUACAUCUAUCGUGGUUGCCUCUGGUCUCGUCAUAAACUUCAUGUAUUAUUUUGGUUUGCUCAAUGAUGGAAUCUGGCGCUUUUGGGAAGAUUUCAUUACUGUUGCUGGACUCUCCGUACUUCCCCAAGUCAUGUGGUCAACAUUUGUCCCAUAUAUUCCUAACAGUAUUUUGCCAGGCACUAUUGCUUUUACCAUAGCUGUUGUGGCUGUUGUCUUGGCACGGAUGGGUAAACUUCCAGAGAAAGGUAUCAAAUUUGUUGGAGGAAUAUCUGGAUGGACUGCCACACUUCUUUUCAUGUGGAUGCCUGUUGCACAAAUGUGGACUAAUUUGCUGAAUCCUGAUAACAUCAAAGGCUUGUCAGCUUUCUCAAUGUUACUUGCUAUGAUUGGAAAUGGACUAAUGAUUCCACGUGCUCUCUUUAUUCGGGAUUUCAUGUGGUUCACUGGUUCAACUUGGGCAUCUAUUUUCUAUGGAUGGGGGAACCUCCUAUGCUUGUACUGUUUUAACAGUAUUAGCAAGGAAUUCUUAUUGGCAGCAACAGCUGGCUUGUACACUUGGAUAGGACUUGCUCUUUGGAGAGAUACCAAAGUGUAUGGCCACAGUUCGCCAUUGACAUCCAUAAGGGAGUUGGUUUUUGGAUCUUGAUGCCAUCCUUCACGAGAUGAUUGGUUUUUGGAUCCUAAUACCAUCCUUCACGAGAUGAUUGGUUUUUGGAUCUUAAUGCCAUCCUUCACGAGAUGAUUGGUUUGUGGAUCUUAAUACCAUCCUUCACGAGAUGAUUGGUUUUUGGAUCUUGAUGCCAUCCUUCACGAGAUGAUUGUUUGUCGUGCUCUGUGCUGGAGCUUAGUUGAUGUGCAAGUUUUGGAGGCGUGUAAUGCAAUUAGAUGUCCGUUCCCAUAUUUAAUAAUAAUAAUAAUAUGAUGUUGUAAUAACAGCAAAUCAAUAAUUUUUGGUUUAAUAUUUGAUAACACUUAUUGUUCUUUUUAAUUAAAUUAAGUGCUACUUAGAAUUAUAUAAAUAAGUGAAGUAACUGGUCGAGUAUUUAGAAAUUCCAGGGCUUAUUUAAACUUUAAGACAUUAUUGUUGGCGAAUAUAAUAUAUUGAUUAUGAGUAUUUUAAGGUU